Messenger RNA from Neurospora tetraspora, 2310 nucleotides. Its product is annotated as CCR4-NOT transcription complex subunit 7. Bases 418 to 2124 code for a protein of 568 amino acids. Gene Ontology annotation, molecular function: nucleic acid binding; poly(A)-specific ribonuclease activity. NCBI's taxonomy places the organism in Eukaryota, Fungi, Ascomycota, Sordariomycetes, Sordariales, Sordariaceae. Gene Ontology annotation, cellular component: CCR4-NOT complex; P-body; CCR4-NOT core complex. The transcript has 2 exons. The record is from RefSeq and is a predicted model, not a curated record.
GCGAACCUGCCCGCCCGAAACAAGUCAGAUAGCAACUGCUGUUGACAGCCUUCGACCGUGCACCAGAUACACGAACGCACAGCACUCGACCAGCUUUCGACCCGUCCGACGAAAUCUGUCAACACGCACCACAGAACUUAACAUCUUAAACUUUCCAGGCUGUACCCCUCCGUACUCGUUCCCCUCGACCGCAGUCGUACCGAUUGUCUGCCAUCCACCACGACGAUAUUAUCCAGCCCACAUUGGCCGAUUCCACCGCCGACUGAGCGCCCGGCCGCCCCUCCGUCAUCCCUCAGAGCAGCGCCUGGUCAGGAAUGGUGCAUACACGGCUCGACCUUCUAAGACCAACUUCCACAAGUCCGAUAUCACGAUAGACGUAUAGCAUCAAACCCGUCCACUGGCUGUCGCUCUUCCGCGAUGCCUCCUCCACCCCUCAACAGGUUCCCCAGCGGACCUUCGCCCUAUCAUCAGCAGUUUCCUACACACGGCCAGCACACGGCAAGCCAUCCUCCGCAACUGGCAGGAAACCCCGCCUACCUCAACCAGAACGCCCAAGUGAACCCCUUUUCGGCAAAUAGCAACCUAUUAGGCCUAGGCGGGGGACUAAAUGCUGGUGGCGGCGGCUUCAAUGUGGGGGGAGACUCGGGGCUGGCGAGCCAUGCUGCGAGGAUGGGGUUCCAGCACGGGGCCCAACUUCAGCAACAACAGCAGUCCCAACAACAACAUCAACAGCAGGCCCAGCAACAGACGGCCCAACACUCGCAACACGCCCAGCAUGCCCAGCACCAACAGCACAUGCAACACGCACCACAACAGGGUCACGGUGCCCUCGCCGACCAUGUCACGCGAUCGCAGAGCAAGAGCCGGAUACGAGAGGUGUGGAAGUACAACUUGAACGAGGAGAUGGCCAUACUGAGAGACUUGGUGGACAAGUAUCCGUACAUUGCUAUGGACACCGAGUUUCCCGGCGUCGUGUCGAGACCGAUGGGAGGUUUUAGGGGAAAGAGCGACUACCAUUACCAAUGUCUCAGGACCAACGUCGACAUGUUGAAGGUCAUCCAGAUCGGCAUCGCCCUAUUCAACGAAGACGGCGAGCAACCCCCUGCACGACCAAACUCGACCGAUUCUAUGGAUCUCGCAGGAAAAAGGGCGGCCAACCAACAGGGGCCGUUUCCCUUCGCGUGGCAGUUCAACUUUAAAUUUUCUCUUAAGGAGGACAUGUUUAACCAGACCUCGAUCGAGUCUCUGCAGCAAGCCGGUAUCGACUUCAGCCUACUUGAGCGGGACGGCAUCGACCCCAAGGAGUUCGCCGCGCUGCUUAUCCCAUCCGGCUUAGUGUGUUUCGAAGACGUGCGCUGGAUCAGCUUCCACGGUGGCUACGACUUUGGAUACCUUACAAAGCUUCUAAUCUGUGCUCAGCUUCCUAACGACGAGGUCGAGUUUGAUCAGAUCAUGAAGCUUUAUUUCCCGUCAACAUAUGAUGUUAAGCACCUCAUGAAACACGCUAUCAAGCAGUACAACAGCGGUGCGCUGACCCCCAACGAUCCGGGCGCGGCCGAAAUCCUUCAAAAGUUCGAGCAGAAAUCAGGUCUUGAACACAUCGCCGACACUCUCAAGGUUAAGCGCGUGGGAAGUGCACACCAGGCGGGCAGUGACAGCCUUAUCACCGGCAAGGUCUUCUUCGAGCUACGGAAGCGCAUCUUCAACGGAGAUAUCGGUGGCGAGCACGUCGGCAAGGUCUGGGGUCUCGGCAUCCCCGAUUUUUCCGUCGUUGCUAGCCUUCCCAGUCUUAACACGGCAGCCGCGACUGCUAGCAAUAACAACAAUAACAGCGCCAACGCCGAGAGCUCAGCAACUGGGCAGCAGCAAAACGGUGCGCAGAACGGAACCCCCAGCACGCCCAACGGUGCUUCGGUGAACCUCGCCGGUGCGCUCGCGGCUGCGGGCGCCAACGCGGCUCAAGCGGCCGUCGCUGCGCAGGCUGCCGCUGCCGCCUCGCACAACACCAACGGUGGUGCGGCGGCGAUGGGCAACCUCGGACCGAUGACGCCCGGCGGCGGAGGUGGUGUGUUCGGCCAGUUCGCGUUCGGCAACUCCAACAAUAGCAGCGCCAAUCGAGGCUAGAAGCAUCCGGCGGCGGGCUCUAAUAUGACGGUGGUUGGAGGGGAUGGAUGGGUUCAAACAACAACAAGCGUCUCUUAGUCGGGACAUCCUGCUGAUCCUUUUCGUCCUCCUCCUCCUCGUCCUCCUCAUGGGUUGGUGGUACAUCAUCAUCAUCAUCCUCCUAGGGUGGUACGUCAUCGUCAUCAU